Molecule: messenger RNA, 2565 nt
Organism: Acanthopagrus latus (yellowfin seabream)
Lineage: Eukaryota; Metazoa; Chordata; Actinopteri; Spariformes; Sparidae
Gene: myf6
Product: myogenic factor 6
Exons: 3
Coding region: 1308-2075 (255 amino acids)
Biological process (GO): regulation of transcription by RNA polymerase II; muscle organ development; positive regulation of myoblast differentiation
Molecular function (GO): protein dimerization activity; DNA-binding transcription factor activity, RNA polymerase II-specific; RNA polymerase II cis-regulatory region sequence-specific DNA binding
Source: RefSeq, a predicted model, not a curated record
CUGCAAAAUGCUUUUCUGUGCCCACUUUAUCUGUCUGCUGUUGGGUGGUGAGCAGGUAGUGGAGUUUUACCCUGAACAUAGCUGCCAGCUGAGUCUGAAAGCAACACAGGUGACGGCAGUGAAAUUAAAUGAUAAAGUUGCAGCAUUACAAACCAAAACAAUAAACUCAAAGAGGCUAAAACACUCACAGAGAGCUGCAGGUCACUGCAUGGUCAGGCGAUUAAUGUCCAUUGAUCACCAGGUCACUUCAGAUACUUGCUCCUAACAAGGCAAACUUUGUGAAGUGUUCUCAGCAAAUAAUGUUUUAUAAGUUUUAAUAAUCAAUUCUUGAAAUGAGCUUCAGGGCGUUUUAAUUAAAAUGCAGUUCCAGACAAAUUAUUGACGAUUCCGACUGCGGAUUUACAUUUAUUAAAAAAAAAAACAAACAAAAAAAAACUUUUAGAAACAGCCGCAAACUUAUCGACCUUUAAAGUAUUUCACAAUGAAACAGGUAGAAUUAUUCUGAAGUGAAUAACGGGGAAUGUAUCUCAAAAGUAAGGUGAUUAAAAAGCAAAAUCUAUGGUGGCCCUGAAGGUUUAAACGCAACACCAUUUCAGAAAACACAACAGCACUUUGUUGGGUUUUCUGGGAUGUUGUUGUGUUUUGUGAAAUGUUGUGUUUGAACCUUCAGGGCCACCACCCAUGACAAACAGUGUAAGAAUACUGUAAAUCUGGUCAAUAUGAAUUAAACAGAAAGAGAAGAUAAACACAUCAACAAAUACAAACAGCUGACCGUCCAGAAAUGCAAGAUGAUUGUAAAUACGGUAAAAACACUGCAGGGAUAAUGAUUUCUGUGGAGAAGGAGGAUAAACAUGGGACACAACUUGACACUAAAAGGUUUAAUCUUUCGAGUGUCAUAUUAUUGAUCUUAAAAGUCAUUAACAAACCUAUUAAAUGCAACUGUUAAAGUGAUUCCCUGACACCAGUAACUCCAUUUACAUUGAGUUUUUACCCAGUUUGACUGUGUCACAACAGGUCUUUCACUUUCUCAGUGACAAGCUAUGGGAAAUAUCACCACCGUUGCCAUUUUGUGCGGAUGUCAGAUAUUUAAGGCGCCUGUCGUGAAACCUGAGGUGACAUUUCAGUAGCUUCUGGAGGACUUAAUGUACAUGCAUUUCCUCCACAAAGUCACUAGGUUGUAAAGAGCCAUUGAGAAAAAAAAAGAAAAAGAGAAAGAUGCUUGAUGCAGUGUGACAGCCAAAGUGUUGGAUAGAGUUUCACAUUCUAUAUAUAAGCCUGGUGACUUGUGUCCCUGCUGCUCCGUUUAAAUGCCAGAGCCACACUGUCAAAACAGAGUGAGGGGGCGCAACAAUAUGAUGGACCUUUUUGAGACCAACACUUAUCUUUUUAAUGAUUUGCGCUACUUGGAAGAAGGAGAUCAUGGACCACUGCAGCACCUGGACAUGUCGGGGGUGUCUCCUCUGUACAACGGCACUGACAGCCCGCUGUCUCCGGGCCAGGAUAAUAAUGUUCCGUCCGAGACCGGCGGGGAGAGCAGCGGGGAGGAGCACGUCCUUGCGCCCCCGGGUCUCCGUGCGCACUGCGAGGGCCAGUGCCUCAUGUGGGCCUGCAAGAUCUGCAAGAGGAAGUCGGCGCCCACGGACCGACGCAAGGCCGCCACGCUCAGGGAGAGGCGGAGGCUCAAGAAGAUCAACGAGGCCUUCGACGCGCUGAAGAGGAAGACCGUGCCCAACCCCAACCAGCGGCUACCCAAGGUGGAGAUUUUACGCAGCGCCAUCAGCUACAUCGAGCGGCUGCAGGAGCUGCUGCAGACGCUGGACGAGCAGGACAAAAGCGGAUCAUCCCACAGCUUUAAUGGCAAAGAGCACAGUGUGGCCAGUCAUGAGUAUCACUGGAAAAAGUCCUCGGAGAGCUGGUCGACCUCUGCUGACCAUUCCACUGCAGCAAUGACAAACCAGAGAGACGGAACAAAUGAAUCUUCGGCGUCCUCCAGCCUUCUCCGUCUGUCGUCCAUCGUGAACAGCAUCAACAACGACGAGAAAAUCAACUUCGGCGGGGAUGCCUCAGUAAACUGAAACAUUUGAACAAGACCUUGACAGGAAAACAAUCGUUGAAUUUAACAUUUUCCAUUGCUUUUCUCUAAAUUAUUUCCACUAUAUUCAGCCAAUUCUGGCUUCUGUUUGUUUAUGUAGCCUUUGUUUUUACAGCAGGAGCGACAGAUUGUACAUAUUUUAUAAGAAUGUGAUGUUUAGAUUUAUUUAUUUUAUAUUCAGAUGCACACAAACUCUCUGGGGAAGAUGAUAUUUUAUUUAAGUAUUUGUACAUAACUGACCAAGAGAAUAAAUUGCGACUUUUGCAAUACUAAACCGCUGUGUGCCUCGUUCUUUAAGGGCUGGAAGAGUCUCAGACCACAUGUAUGUUGUUCUGACUUGAUAUCACAACACUAACACCAGUUCUCCACCAGUUUCCUUCUCUUCUCCUUGAAUCUGAGACCGCUGCAGCAAGGAAAAUCGCAAAGUAUUUUGAAAAAUAAAAUCUGAAAUUGAAGAAAAACUUUCAGAACUU